AUGGAGCCGUCCUCACCCCAGGAUGAGGGCCUGAGGAAGAAACAGCCCAAGAAACCUGUCCCUGAGAUUCUGCCGAGGCCACCCCGAGCCUUGUUCUGCUUGACUCUUGAGAACCCCCUGAGGAAGGCCUGCAUCAGCAUUGUGGAAUGGAAACCCUUUGAGACCAUCAUCUUGCUCACCAUCUUCGCCAACUGUGUGGCCCUGGCAGUGUACCUGCCCAUGCCUGAAGAUGAUAACAACACUCUGAACCUUGGCCUGGAGAAACUGGAAUACUUCUUCCUCAUUGUCUUCUCCAUUGAGGCUGCCAUGAAGAUUAUAGCCUACGGCUUCCUAUUCCAUCAGGAUGCGUACCUACGCAGUGGCUGGAACGUGCUGGACUUCAUCAUUGUCUUUCUGGGUGUCUUCACUGCGAUUCUGGAACAAGUUAACAUUAUUCAAACCAACACGGCCCCCAUGAGCAGCAAAGGAGCUGGCUUGGAUGUGAAGGCCCUGCGAGCUUUCCGCGUGCUCAGACCCCUUCGGCUGGUGUCAGGGGUGCCCAGCCUUCAGGUCGUCCUCAACUCCAUCUUCAAGGCCAUGCUCCCCCUGUUCCACAUUGCCCUGCUUGUCCUCUUUAUGGUCAUCAUCUACGCCAUCAUUGGACUGGAGCUCUUCAAGGGCAAGAUGCACAAGACUUGCUACUUUAUUGGGACGGACAUUGUGGCCACAGUGGAGAACGAGAAGCCAUCACCCUGUGCUAGAACUGGCUCUGGGCGCCCCUGCACCAUCAAUGGCAGUGAGUGCCGAGGGGGCUGGCCGGGACCCAACCAUGGCAUCACCCACUUCGACAACUUUGGCUUCUCUAUGCUCACCGUGUACCAAUGCAUCUCCAUGGAGGGGUGGACCGAUGUCUUAUACUGGGUCAACGAUGCCAUCGGGAAUGAGUGGCCCUGGAUCUAUUUCGUCACCCUCAUUCUGUUGGGCUCCUUCUUCAUCCUCAACCUGGUGCUGGGUGUCCUGAGCGGGGAAUUCACCAAGGAGAGGGAGAAGGCCAAGUCCAGGGGAACCUUCCAAAAGCUCCGGGAGAAGCAACAGCUGGAGGAGGACCUUCGUGGCUACAUGAGCUGGAUCACACAGGGCGAGGUCAUGGACGUGGAGGACCUGAGAGAAGGCAAGCUGUCUUUGGAUGAAGGGGGUUCAGACACAGAGAGCUUGUAUGAAAUCGAAGGCUUGAACAAAAUCAUCCAGUUCAUUCGGCACUGGAGGCAGUGGAAUCGUGUCUUCCGCUGGAAGUGCCAUGACCUAGUGAAAUCCAAGGUCUUCUAUUGGCUGGGGAUCCUGAUCGUUGCCCUCAACAACCUGUCUAUUGCCUCAGAGCACCAUAACCAGCCACUCUGGCUGACCCAUUUGCAAGAUGUCGCCAACCGCGUGCUGCUGGCCCUCUUCACCAUUGAGAUGCUGAUGAAGAUGUAUGGGCUGGGCCUGCGCCAGUAUUUCAUGUCCAUCUUCAACCGCUUUGACUGCUUUGUGGUGUGCAGUGGCAUCCUGGAGAUUCUGUUGGUGGAGUCAGGAGCCAUGACGCCGCUGGGCAUCUCUGUGCUCCGUUGCAUCCGUCUCCUGAGGCUAUUCAAGAUCACCAAAGCUUCGUCCUGGCUCCCACCCACUCACUGCCCCGACUGCAGCCACACUUUCCUGGCCUCCAGCGGGGGACUGUAUUGCCUGGGUGGAGGCUGCGGGAACGUUGUAAUUUCAGGCCGCAUGAGCCUGUUCUCCCUGCCCUGCAGCUUGCAUGCUGAGCUGGCUGCAUGGAUCGACCCAGAUGAGAGCGCCCGCAUCUCCAGUGCCUUCUUUCGCCUGUUCCGGGUCAUGAGACUGAUCAAGCUGCUGAGUCGGGCAGAGGGUGUGCGUACCCUGCUGUGGACAUUCAUCAAGUCCUUCCAGGCUCUGCCAUACGUGGCUUUGCUCAUUGUCAUGCUCUUCUUCAUCUAUGCGGUCAUUGGCAUGCAGAUGUUCGGGAAGAUAGCCAUGGUGGACGGGACGCAAAUAAACCGGAACAACAACUUCCAGACUUUCCCUCAAGCUGUGCUGCUGCUCUUCAGGUGUGCCACAGGAGAAGCCUGGCAAGAGAUCCUGCUGGCCUGUAGCUACGGAAAGCUGUGUGACCCAGAGUCGGACUAUGCCCCGGGGGAAGAGUAUACAUGCGGCACCAACUUCGCCUACUACUACUUCAUCAGCUUCUACAUGCUCUGCGCCUUCCUGAUCAUCAACCUCUUUGUGGCUGUCAUCAUGGACAACUUUGACUACCUCACCAGGGACUGGUCCAUUCUGGGCCCUCACCACCUGGAUGAGUUCAAGGCCAUCUGGGCCGAGUACGACCCGGAGGCUAAGGGCAGAAUCAAGCACCUGGAUGUGGUGACCCUGCUAAGGAGGAUCCAACCCCCUCUGGGCUUCGGGAAGUUCUGCCCACACAGGGUAGCAUGUAAGAGGCUGGUGGGCAUGAACAUGCCCCUGAACAGCGAUGGCACCGUCACCUUCAAUGCCACACUCUUCGCCCUGGUACGCACAGCACUCAAGAUCAAGACGGAAGGCAACUUCGAACAAGCAAAUGAGGAGCUGAGAGCCAUCAUCAAAAAAAUCUGGAAGAGAACCAGCAUGAAACUCCUGGACCAAGUCAUCCCUCCAAUAGGAGAUGAUGAGGUGACAGUGGGGAAGUUCUAUGCCACAUUCCUCAUCCAGGAACACUUCAGGAAGUUCAUGAAACGCCAGGAGGAAUAUUAUGGGUAUCGACCUAAAAAGGACACAGUUCAAAUACAGGCUGGAUUACGGACCAUAGAGGAAGAGGCAGCUCCUGAGAUCCACCGUGCUAUCUCAGGAGACCUGACAGCAGAGGAGGAACUGGAGAGAGCCAUGGUGGAGGCUGCCAUGGAGGAGGGGAUAUUCCGGAGGACUGGAGGCUUGUUUGGUCAAGUGGACAACUUCCUGGAAAGGACCAACUCCCUGCCCCCUGUCAUGGCCAACCAAAGACCCCUCCAAUUUGCUGAGAUAGAGAUGGAAGAGCUGGAGUCACCCGUCUUCUUGGAGGAUUUCCCUCAUAACCCAGGCACCCAUCCUCUUGCUCGUGCCAAUACCAACAAUGCCAAUGCCAAUGUUGCCUAUGGCAACAGCAACCAUAGAAACAGCCCGGUGUUUUCCAGCGUCUGCUUUGAAAGGGAAUUCCUGGAAGAGGCAGACACACCUGCUGCCAGAGAACCCUUCAGUCAGCCCUUCGGAGGCUCUGGACCUCAGAACAAAUCCCAUGUGGACAAACCGAAAGGACUGAUGACCCAGAGAGAGGUGCCUGGAGGCCUGGUGCCUCCUUCCCCACAUCAGCUCCUCCAGGCAGAGGCUCCUGUCCAGGAGGAGACUAAGGGCUCCAAGCCAAGGUCUCUGGGAACACCCCACAGCGGGAACUUUGAGGAGAGCAUUCCCAGGAACUCAUCUCACAGGUGCACGGCUCCAGCUACUGCCUUCCUGAUCCAGGAGGCUCUGGUUCGAGGAGGACUAGACUCCUUAGCAGCAGAUGCUAACUUCGUCAUGGCAACAGGCCAGGCCCUGGCGGAUGCCUGCCAGAUGGAACCAGAGGAAGUAGAGGUGGCGGCAACAGAGCUACUGAAGCAAGAAUCCCCAGAGGGCAGGGCCAUGCCCUGGGAGGCUUGA
Messenger RNA from Cricetulus griseus (Chinese hamster), 3675 nucleotides. NCBI's taxonomy places the organism in Eukaryota, Metazoa, Chordata, Mammalia, Rodentia, Cricetidae. The record is from RefSeq and is a predicted model, not a curated record.